GAAUUGCGUGCCCUCCAAAGUUUUAGCUGCAGAUCGAGCAGCGACACUUUUGCAGAUUUGCCAAACGCCGCCACGUCAACGAUCAGACGAGUGCCCGCAAAAAGACGAUCCUUGGUGAGGUCUCGUGCUGCCCUUCCAGAACUUGGACCGCACUGGCCAUGCCAGUCGAAUCGCUGCGUCCGGCCCACGACCUCGCCCACUCCACCGCCGCGAACAACACCGACGGCGCCUCGUCGUACAGCGCAUCCUUCGCCGACGCCUACGACCACGCCUCACAACAGUCCUCAUCUCACGGCGGCGCUGCAUCGCCCAUUGCCCCCGCAUACAGUCCCAUCACACCCAAGGUGCAGCCGGUGCUUCCGGCGUACAGCGCGCCUGCCUUCGCAAACGCCCAUCAUGGCGCCGAGUUCACAUUUGCUCCGGUGACGGAGCAGCAGCAGCAGCAGCAGCGGAGGACCUCGAGUGGGUCUCCGCAUACACAGCAGCAGCAUGUGCCAGCCAUGGUGCCGGCUCAAGGCCAGACGCUGGCCAAGUCAAUAGAAACACAACCGCCGCCCAAGCCAGCUCGAAUACCGCCGACUGAGUACAUACCGCAACCUGCAAACCUGCCUUUCUCUGCCGAAGACUCUGGCGAUGCGAUCGCCUUGCGCGCCGCCAUUUCCACGCUCCAGAUUCAAAAGAAGAAGGCGCAAGACGAUAUCAAAACACUAGCGACUAUCAAACAGCUUGCUUUAGAAGACCCAGCAACCUUCCACAAGGAAUUAGCCGCUGGGCGUCUACGCGAGCAGAAACCUAGCCUGCGUGACAUUCUUGACAAUAUGGAGGACGACGAUGACGAUGAGGAGGAAGUGGUAUUGGGAGCAAGUCGCGAAGAGGAUCGGGAGGCUUCGCAGAGAACUGUCAGGCUGCCGUCUGAGAUCCCAGAUUCACAGCCUUCUCAAUCCGCUUCGGGUGAUAUUGAUAUGGAUUCCGGGAACCACACCCCUCCAAAGCAGUUUCCUCGAAUACCCGCUCCUCAGAAUGUUGUGCGGAUGCCACAUAUCAACUGGGACAAGUACGGCAUCGUUGGCCAUCCUCUCGAUGACCUACACGAACAACAACGAAAAUGGCCGGGCACGCUAAGCGGACCCGGCGGGGAGAAAGGACGCGAAUAUGCCAUCGCAGCACCUUACAGCCCAUGGGAGGACAAACUGCAUGACCAGCAACCUGGUCAGGCACAUGUGUCACCGCCCGACGCCCUCGAUGGUGGGAUACGCAAAGAUUCCGGUGCUCCUGUGCCGUCUGCUACGGGCACGAUUAGUGAGCAUGUUAUGGAGACGAGGAGCAGGAAUUGAUCACUCUCAAUGAGAUUCUUCCUCCUCACAAACGGCAAUUGGUUAAAUGCCAAAAGUAUGGGAUCAUGCAGUAUGGAAAUGAAAAUGGAAAUGGAUACACGACUCAAUUGAUGAAUUAUGUGGCGACGACUAGAGAUAGCAUAUCUAUGCACUGUGAUUAAGUCGUCGACUCUGCUCACCACCUAGAUUACAUUUCCGUC
Messenger RNA from Cercospora beticola, 1534 nucleotides. RefSeq lists its product as uncharacterized. NCBI's taxonomy places the organism in Eukaryota, Fungi, Ascomycota, Dothideomycetes, Mycosphaerellales, Mycosphaerellaceae. The record is from RefSeq and is a predicted model, not a curated record.